AUGGGGGACCUGGAGGGGAGCCCCCGUGCUGACGGCCGCCCCCUCGAGGCCUCUGACCGCCUGGGGGGCCGAGACCCUGCUCGGACCCCACUGCGCCCGGCCCCGGGGCUGUGCCUGUGCUGGGGGGGUCAGGGCGCCGAUUGUUCCCUCAGAGACAUGGAGGCCAGAGAAGAGGCCCAGGCCGCAGACACCAGCCUCCCGGAGCGAGAGGCCACAGCACUGGAGCCCGAGCCCCCAAGCCCUUCCGCUCCAGGAGGCUCCGAGGAGACGGAGUGUCCGGAGCCAGAGACGAGGCUGGAGGAGGAAGAGGCCAGCAGCCCCUGGAGCGGGCCAGACGAGCUGAAGCUGCUGCUGCAGGACGGACAGAGGUGCGUGCGGGCUCGGUGCAGCCUCGCCGAGGGCCUGUCCUGGGGCCCAUUCCGCGGGAGCAUCCAGACCAGAACCUCGUCCCCCGGGCAGGCGGAACCGAGCCCGGCCCUGACCCUGCUGCUGGAGGACGAGGCCUGCUGGUUGAGGACGCUGCCCCGGGCCCUGACCGAGGCCGAAGCCAACUCGGAGAUCUACAGGAAGGAUGGCGCCCUCUGGUGCAAGCUCACCAGGCCGGUGGCCGCGGGCGGACGGCUGAGCGUGCUUCUCGCGGCCGAGCCCCACAGUGCCCCCAGCCAGCCUGUGAAGGAGCCGGCGGAGCCCGAGGGCCUGGCCCCCUCCCCCGCCGCCGACAUCCAGCUCCUGCCCCAGCAGGCGGGCAUGGCGUCCAUCCUCGCGACUGCAGUUGUCAACAAAGACGUCUUUCCCUGCAAGGACUGCGGCAUCUGGUACCGCAGCGAGCGGAACCUACAAGCCCAUCUCCUCUACUACUGCGCCAGCCGCCAGGGCACCAGCUCCCCCGCUGUGGCCGCCCCCGACGAGAAGCCCAAGGAGACCUACCCCAACGAGCGGGUCUGCCCCUUCCCCCAGUGCCGCAAAAGCUGCCCCAGCGCCAGCUCCCUGGAGAUCCACAUGCGCAGCCACAGCGGAGAGCGCCCCUUCGUGUGUCUCAUCUGCCUGUCCGCCUUCACCACCAAGGCCAACUGCGAGCGGCACCUCAAGGUGCACACAGACACGCUGACGGGUGUGUGCCACAGCUGCGGCUUCAUCUCCACCACGAGGGACAUUCUCUACAGCCACCUAGUGACCAACCACAUGGUCUGCCAGCCGGGCUCUAAGGUUGAGAUCUACUCAUCAGGGGCUGGGCACCCCACUGCCAAGCUCCCCGCAGACAGUCUGGCCGCCUUCCAGCAGCACACGGCGCUGCACGGCCCCCUGGCCUCUGCAGACCUGGGCCUGGUGCCCGCCCCAUCACCGGGACUGGACAGGAAGGCCCUGGCAGAGGCCACCAACGGAGAGACCAGACCGGGCCCCCAGAACGGGGGUGGCGGCGAGCCCCCGGCGACCCCCAGGAGCAUCAAGGUGGAGGCGGCAGAGGAGCCCGAGGCGGAGCCAGGGCCCCCGGCCCUGUCGCGGACGCCAUCACCGCCCAGCGCCGGCCCCAGCCCCGUCCGCGUGAAGGCGGAGCUGUCCAGCCCCACGCCCGGCUCCAGCCCAGGGCCCGGCGCGCUCUUCCUGCCGCAGUUGCCCACGGCGCCGCCUGCCUCCGAGAUCCUGGCCAAAAUGUCCGAGCUGGUGCACAGCCGGCUGCAGGCGGGCGCGGGGGUGGGCGCGCCGGCUGGCCUCUUCCCGGGGGCCCCCAAGGGCGCCACGUGCUUCGACUGCGACAUCACCUUCAACAACGUCAACAAUUUCUACGUGCACAAGCGCCUCUACUGCUCCGGCCGCCGCCCGCCCGACGACACGCCCCCUGCCCGCCGGCCCAAGGCCGCCCCAGCCCCGCCGCGCGCGCCCCCCGCCCCGCCGCCCGCCGAGGCCGAGGCGGGGGGCGCGGCUACGCCCGAGGCGGAGGCCGAGGCCGAGGCGGGCGGCCGGGGCAGCGAAGGCAGCCCAAGCCCGGGCAGCGGGGCAGACGAGGACGAUGACCCCCGCCGGACGCUCUGCGAGGCCUGCAACAUCCGCUUCAGCCGCCACGAGACCUAUACGGUGCACAAGCGGUACUACUGCGCCUCUCGUCACGACCCGCCGCCGCGCCGGCCCGCGCCCGCCGGGACCCCCGGGACCCCCGCGCCCGCUGCGCCGCCCGUGCGCACGCGCAGGCGCCGCAAGCUCUACGAACUGCACGUGGCCGGACCCGCCCCGUCCCCGGUCGGGCCCGCCCAGCCCGUCGCGCCGGGCCACGCCCCCACGCCGCCUGCGUCGCCGGCGCCGCGGCCCGGAAGCGGAAGUGGAGGCGGAAGCGGCCCAGACCCGGCGGAAGGCCCCAUCGACCUGAGCAAAAAGCCGCGGCGCCAGGCUCCCGCCGCCGCUCCUGGCCCUGCGCCCGGCCUACCGGCCCUGGCCGACUACCACGAGUGCACAGCCUGCCGCGUGAGCUUCCACAGCCUCGAGGCGUACUUGGCGCACAAGAAGUUCUCGUGCCCCUCCGCCCCGCGCCGCCUGCGCGCCGCCCCCGAGGACCCGCCCGCCAUCGUCUGUCCCUACUGCCCCCCGAACGGCGUGGUGCGCGGCGACCUCAUCGAGCACUUCCGCCUGGCGCACGGCCUGCUGCUGGGCAAGCCCCCGGCCGGCUCCGGCCCUGGCGCCGAGGCCCGGACGCCUUCGCCCGCCGCCCCCCGCGACGGCCUCAACGGCCAGGACCCUUGGGAGCCGCCCGCCGGCAGCCCCCGGCCCGGCCCGCCCCCGGCCACGUCCCCCGAGGCCGUGCCGGCACCCCCCUCCCACUCGGACAAGGGCGUACAGACCCCCAGCCAGGGGACGCCGGCCCCCGUGCCCAACGGCAACCACAGGUACUGCCGCCUGUGCAACAUCAGCCUGUCCACCUUCAUCGCCCACAAGAAGUAUUACUGCUCCUCGCAUGCGGCCGAGCACGUGAAGUGA
Lipotes vexillifer (Yangtze River dolphin) is the source of this 2967-nucleotide messenger RNA. It is a transcript of the gene ZFPM1, whose product is annotated as zinc finger protein, FOG family member 1. The record is from RefSeq and is a predicted model, not a curated record. Bases 1 to 2967 code for a protein of 988 amino acids. Gene Ontology annotation, cellular component: nucleus. Gene Ontology annotation, molecular function: RNA polymerase II-specific DNA-binding transcription factor binding. Lineage: Eukaryota; Metazoa; Chordata; Mammalia; Artiodactyla; Lipotidae. The transcript has 12 exons. Gene Ontology annotation, biological process: heart development; negative regulation of transcription by RNA polymerase II; megakaryocyte differentiation.